AUGACAUUGAUAUUGAAUUUGGACAGUGAUAUGAUACAUAAUAUAUGCAGGAAUCAAAGACAGGAAAACUGGCACCUCUUUUCCUUCUUGACUGCCAUCCGUGAGAUCAACCAGAACCCCCUCAUCUUACCCAACAUCACUCUGGGUUACAACGUCCAUGAUAGUAAUUUCAAUGCAGAAAUGAAUGCUGAAGCCUUACUAGAUCUACUUUCUGCUGGGGAGGCAAAUGUUCCUAACUACAAAUGUGGAAGAGAAAAAAACCUGCUAGCCCUCCUUGAAGGCACCAAUUCUGACCUUUCCUCCCAUACUGCAACCAUGCUGAGCAUCUACAAAAUCCCACAGAGGAUCACAAUGAUCCAAACUAAGCCAUUUAACAUUAACCCUGAUUUGUACCACAAAUGGAGACAAGUCAAUGUAUUUAUUUACUAUGCAGAAUCUACUUUGCAGAUGUUAGCAAUCUUCACUAAAUACACAGAUACUCCCAUCAUCAAAGCCAAUAAUCGGAAUCUCUCCUUCAUCCUUCUCAUCUCACUCCUGCUUUCUUUCUUAACAACCUUCCUUUUCAUUGGAUAUCCAAGGAGAAUCAAUUGCCUUUUCCGACAAACAGUCUUUAGCAUCAUAUUUUCAGUUGCUGUCUCUUCUGUCUUGGCCAAAACAAUCAUGGUAGUGCUGGCUUUUCUGGCCACAAAGCCAGGAAACACAGUGAGAAAAUGGCUGGGAAGGAGAUUGACUUAUUCCAUCAUCCUUUGUUCUUCCAGUAUUCAGGUGGUCAUCUGCAGCAUCUGGCUGGUGGUCUUUCCUCCAUUUCCUGAUUAUGAUAUGCACUCCCAAUCAGGAGAAAUUGUGCUUCAGUGCAAUGAAGGGUCUCUUACCAUGUUUUAUGUUGCUCUUGGUUACAUGGGCCUCCUAGCCAGUAUCUGCUUCAUAGUGGCUUUCCUGGCCAGGAAUCUCCCUGGGGCCUUUAAUGAAACCAAACUGAUUACAUUCAGUAUGCUGGUCUUCUGUAGUGUCUGGGUGUCUUUUGUACCCACCUACCUGAGCACCAAAGGGAAAUAUAUGGUGGCUGUGCAGGUCUUCUCCAUCUUGGCUUCCAGUGCUGGCCUGCUGGGUUGCAUCUUCAUACCCAAGUGCUACAUUAUUUUAAUAAGACCAGAUCUGAAUAUAAAAAAGCAGCUAAUAGUGAAAACAUAA
Protobothrops mucrosquamatus (brown spotted pit viper) is the source of this 1191-nucleotide messenger RNA. Its product is annotated as vomeronasal type-2 receptor 26-like. Gene Ontology annotation, biological process: G protein-coupled receptor signaling pathway. The coding region runs from base 1 to 1191 and encodes 396 amino acids. Gene Ontology annotation, molecular function: G protein-coupled receptor activity. Gene Ontology annotation, cellular component: membrane. Lineage: Eukaryota; Metazoa; Chordata; Lepidosauria; Squamata; Viperidae. The transcript is spliced from 3 exons. The record is from RefSeq and is a predicted model, not a curated record.